Molecule: messenger RNA, 1067 nt
Organism: Dicentrarchus labrax (European seabass)
Lineage: Eukaryota; Metazoa; Chordata; Actinopteri; Moronidae
Product: low affinity immunoglobulin gamma Fc region receptor II-a-like
Exons: 5
Coding region: 71-820 (249 amino acids)
Biological process (GO): cell surface receptor signaling pathway
Molecular function (GO): transmembrane signaling receptor activity
Source: RefSeq, a predicted model, not a curated record
AGAGAGGAAGUGCAGACAUGAAACUGUCGGUGUGUCUGUCUGUCUUUCUGUCAAUCAGUGGGGGGACAGGAUGCAUGCAACACCUUUCUGCCUAAUGCUGUCCUGUCUUCGGGUCAGCCCUGACAGGUCUCAGUUCUUCAGGUACGACUCCAUCUCUCUGAGGUGUGAAGACCAGUUGAACUCCACUGGAUCAAAGGUAAAGAGGAACACGUCGGAGGGCUGGACCACAACCUGCGGGUUUGGCUGGGGCGGUACCUCCUCGGACUCAACUUGCAUCAUCGGAAACACCUACCCGUCUGACAGUGGGGUGUACUGGUGUGAGUCAGGAGACAUGAAGAGGAGCAACAAUGUUAACAUCACCAUCACUGAUCGUGCUGUGCUACUGGACAGUCCCGCCCUCCCUGUGUUGGAGGGAGCCACAGUGAUUCUGCGCUGCAAAGCUGAAACGGAUUCCUCCGACCACAGGUUUAAUUUCUAUAAAGAUGGCCGCUCCAUCAGCAACUAUUCAACAGGAGAGAUUACCAUUCAUAGUGCUUCCAAAUCGGAUGAAGGACUCUACAAGUGCAGUAUCUCUGGAGGUGGAGAAUCACUGGGCAGCUGGCUGACUGUUGAAGCUUCUCUGCCACCUUCACCUGCAGCUCCGUCUGCAGCUACCAGUUCAGUUUCUGUCCCCAGACUGAUGUGUCACCUGCUGGUGGGAACUCCUUACCUGCUAUCCACCAUCUUACUGGGACUCAUAUACAGAGACCGAAAUAGAGCAGCACAGAUGGUUGCAGAGAGAAGAGGCAGCAACGACGUCAUCAUGGAAAUAAUUGUAUAGUCUGACAAACAGGAUGAAGAUCAGUUCUUACCACCUUACCACUUCUGCAGUGUUCAAUGGCAGCAGAACUUGCCAUUAGAGACUGCAGUGACAAUCAAAAAGGUCUAUAAAGCCUUGUGACCUCUGGACAAAUUGAAACUUUCAUGACCACUGAAUCCUGCCAAGAAGACGCUUUGAUGUGUUCUGUUAUCUUUAAAAUACAAUGAUGACAUACUAAUUCAGAUAAAAAUAAAGCAAAUUUAUGUUA